AUGGAAGCUAACCUACAUCCCGCUGCCAACAAGGUAUGUGCAAUCAUCUCUCUUUAUGCUUAUCAGUUCUUUAAACGGACGCCGUUUUUCUCUCCCGUUUUCUAA
Molecule: messenger RNA, 105 nt
Organism: Chondrus crispus (carragheen)
Lineage: Eukaryota; Rhodophyta; Florideophyceae; Gigartinales; Gigartinaceae
Exons: 1
Coding region: 1-105 (34 amino acids)
Source: RefSeq, a predicted model, not a curated record